Messenger RNA from Biomphalaria glabrata, 2615 nucleotides. RefSeq lists its product as uncharacterized. The transcript is spliced from 16 exons. The record is from RefSeq and is a predicted model, not a curated record. Gene Ontology annotation, molecular function: acyltransferase activity, transferring groups other than amino-acyl groups; NAD+ poly-ADP-ribosyltransferase activity. Lineage: Eukaryota; Metazoa; Mollusca; Gastropoda; Planorbidae. Bases 19 to 2022 code for a protein of 667 amino acids.
AUUCGCUGCUGACCUACUAUGUUGACAAAAAUGGCGAGCAGUGAUUUGUGUGACAGUGUAUAUUACUCUAGAUUUAACGACACAAUGCAAGAAGAAGGUUGUUGGAAACAGCUAUGUAGAGAACUGUUGCUAGAAAAAAAUUCAGGCGACUCUGGUCAAGACGAAAAUAGCUGUUUUGGUCGACCUGGUAGCCAAAUAGACCAAAAAGUUGAGUUCAGAAACAAAUUUGGGGAAAAAGUUUUCGGCAUACCGGUAAUAAUUGAUUUCAAUCGCAUUCUACAGCUAAAGCAAGUUCAUGAAAAUGAUGGAAUUAUUACUGGGGUUUCCAACAGAGACCUUCUCCAUGCUGUAUGUGGACUGUAUGAUAUUUCGCUUCCUGAUAUGGAGUCGGAGACUAUCUAUAACACAGUUUGUGCAAAGUGGGCAAGAACCAUAGCAAUUGUUCAAGAUAUUAAAGAUGCCACAGAUAAUAUGAUGGAAAGACUCAUAAAGAAAAGAGUGAGAGAGCAGAAAAAACUCCUGGAAGACCAGCAUGAAAAGAAAGAAGCCAAUAAAGAUGCUUGGAAGGCUAAGAUAGAUGAAGUGGAAGACGUAUUCAAAGAGGAGGAAGAAGAAGUCCAUCUCAGUGCUUUUAUAGAUGUUUUCAGUGAUACAGAUGAAGAGGAAGAUGAGGAUGUUGAUGAGGAAGAAGAAGAUAGUUCUGAAGAAAAUUACACAAAAGGAAUUAAUACAUUUAUCAAGUCAAGUUUUGAGAGACGGCAGCAAAGAGAAAGUUCAGACUGUUUAAUUACUCCAUCAACUAUCGGAAUUGAAAAUAGAUUGUUAGGAUGUGUAACAUUCGAAAAGAAAUUCAUUGAAGAGAAACAGAGAGUCAUCCACAUAACUUUGAUUAGCAUUAGACCAAGAUACAGACAUUACAAGAUUGGUCAAUAUCUGCUGUCUAAAUGUGUUUCACCUGUAAUCACUGGACACUUUGAUGCUGUGGUGGUCCAUGCUGAUAAUUCUGCUGUUAAUUUCUUUGGCAAAUAUGGAUUUUCUGCAGAUGUGGCUCUAAAUAAGAAAUGGGGUGAACUUGCUGAUGCAUUUACUAAUUGUACACUCAUGACUUACUUCCCUCCCUUCUCUGGACACAGUCUUCUGCCUACAAAAGUAACUAGAGAACAAGAUGCAGACAUGUAUGACAUAGACCAGGAGCUGGAAAAGUGGCAAAGAAAAAGUGAAGAGGCUUACCAAGGGCAGUUAACUUGUAUUCUGAAGUUUAGAAAUGAAAUUUUACAGCUUAAAAAUACUAUCAGAGUUCAGAAUGAAUUAUUAACUAAGCUUGUCACCACUAACAGAGUGAACAGAGAUGCUUUAGAAAUAGAGAGAGACCUCAGGUCAACACAUUUAGACCAGGCUGUCAGCUCCUUGACCAGGGGACUACAGUCACUUAAUACAGAAUCAAAACAACCAUUGCAGAGUUUCAGUAGCAUUUCAAACACAGAGAUCAUAUCUAGAUUUAUUCAGGGUAUGGAGGCAGACGGCUCAGUCAAGAUUGUAUAUAGUGUCACUUCUAUCAACAAGGCUAUUCUAAGCCCUGAUGUCCAUGCCUUGUAUGAAAAAACAGUCAGACAUUUGCAUGACUCGUCCAUGAUCACAGCUCUAUAUUUCUGUGGUUCACUUGAAAAACCCAGUCGAUUGCAGCACAUUUUGACCCAUGGUUUCUCAGAAGAAGAUUUCAGCUAUGGAGAGUUUGGGAGAGGACUUUAUUUUUCCAAAUACCCUUCCAAAGCUGCUCAGUUUUCCGUGCUAGGGAAACUGCUGGAGGCACAAGUUGCUUUAGGUCAAACAGAGAGUGUUUUGAAGUGUGACAGAACUAGAAAAAGUCCAUCAGAAGGGUAUGACUCCAUCUUUACUCCAGGGAGAUUAUAUAGACAAGGUGACAAUGAAAAUGCCAUGUUAUGCCAGGAAUAUGUUCUGUUUGAUGCUCAUCAAGUGCUGCCACUUUGGAUUUUGUCUUACAGUGCUUACCCAAACUCAUGAUUUCGCAUUUGCUUUAAUUUCCAACAGUUUAUCUAUGAGUGAAAUUCAUUAUGUAAAUUAUAUGUCAUCUAGAAAUAUAUAUCAUUGUUUUAAAUAUCAAAUUAUAAAUAUUUGUUAUUAACUUAUUUAUGGUUGUGAUCAUGCUGAAUCUGUGAAGUGUUUGUUUUGAAUCUCUAAAAAGACACAUGUGUCCUUAGAUUAUCGAUAAUGUGAAUGCAAAUUAUAAUUUAUUUGCCCUAAAUAUUUAAUUUUUUGAAGUAACUUAAGCUAAUGAUGUAAGUUAUUUUGAAAAUUUUUUUAAAAACAGAUAUUUUUUUUUAAUGUAGCAAACUUUUUUUGCAAAAUUUUUAUUGCAACUAGAUCUUAGUAGGCUUUUUAAAAACACAACAAUAUCAAUUAGAUCUAAGCAUUUUAUAACAUAGUGAUAUCAGUUAGAUCUAAGCAUUUUAUAACAUAGUGAUAUCAGUUAGAUCUAAGCAUUUUAUAACAUAGUGAUAUCAGUUAGAUCUAAUUAUUUUCUUUAUAUUUUUAAGUCUGUCUUGUAAAUGCUCAACUGAAGUGAACUGAUUAAAAAAAAGUUUAAUAUCAUUGUC